Messenger RNA from Taeniopygia guttata (zebra finch), 1952 nucleotides. Lineage: Eukaryota; Metazoa; Chordata; Aves; Passeriformes; Estrildidae. The record is from RefSeq and is a predicted model, not a curated record.
AUGGAACUACUGAAGGAUGAGGAUGGGGAGCUGGUUGGGCUGACCCUCUCUGUGCUCAGCAAGAUGCUCCAGGACAACAAAGCGGCAAUUGCCAUCCCCAUUGGUCUGCAGCUGGCUGAGGCGCUCCGGCCACUCAUUGACAGUGACACCAGCCAAGUGCAACUUCACUGCAUUUGCCUCUUUCAAGAGACGAUAGUCUACCUAAAGAAAGAGGGAAAAGAUUCCCUGAAGAAGUGUGUGUGCCAGAGUCUGCUGCCACUCUUCUACCACCUGUAUGAUGAGAACUGGCGUGUGGCAAAGUGGUUGAUAUCUUCUGGCCUGACUGGCUACCCUCUGGCCAAGAGGCUUUCCCUGGCAAGUCCCUCUAUGCUCCUUCCUUCCAAGCCGUUGCCUCCCAUUCAGAAGAGCUCUCCUUCUACCAAGACCAGCCAGAUAUUCAGCGGAGAGCAGGAGAAUGGGAAAAAUGGCAACAGCUAUGAUGAGAAAAGUAGAAAAAUACAGGAGCUGAGUUCAGAGGGAACAGGAUAUAAGACGUCCUUGCUGUAUUCCAGUGGGGAGGAUAUGAAGAAGGGGUCAUUGGGACCACCUUUGAUCCCCCCCAUACGCAAGGCAGUAAGUCCCCCUCUUGGCAGUGCUGCGGGGUCUCUGCAAAGCUCUCUGCAGCUGGAAUUCCAGGAGUCCCAGGAGACGAGCCCAACAUGCAGCAGCAGAAGCAAGGAGGAGAAGUGUGAACAUGCAGGCGUGACUAGUUCCUUUUUUUCCAAGUCUUUCCGGCGGUAUCCCUCUUCACUCCUUCCCUCCAAGCCAUUGCCUCCCAUCUCGAAGAUCUCUCCUUCUUCUAACACUAAUAAAAUGUCUGUUGUGGAGAAAGAGAAUAAGGAAACUGGCACUGGCUAUGAUGACGACUGUAGAAAAAUCCAGGAGCAGAGUUCAGAAGGAAAAAGUUAUAAGACGUCCUUGCUGUAUUCCAGUGGGGAGGAUAUGGAGAAGGGGUCAUUGGGACCACCUUUGAUCCCCCCCAUACGCAAGGCAGUAAGUCCCCCUCUUGGCAGUGCUGCGGGGUCUCUGCAAAGCUCUCUGCAGCUGGAAUUCCAGGAGUCCCAGGAGACGAGCCCAACAUGCAGCAGCAGAAGCAAGGAGGAGAAGUGUGAACAUGCAGGCGUGACUAGUUCCUUUUUUUCCAAGUCUUUCCGGCGGUGUCCCUCUUCACUCCUUCCCUCCAAGCCAUUGCCUCCCAUCUCGAAGAUCUCUCCUUCUUCUAACACUAAUAAAAUGUACGUCGUGGAGAAAGAGAACAAGGAAACUGGCACUGGCUAUGAUGACGACUGUAGAAAAAUCCAGGAGCAGAGUUCAGAAGGAAAAAGUUAUAAGACGUCCUUGCUGUAUUCCAGUGGGGAGGAUAUGAAGAAGGGGUCAUUGGGACCACCUUUGAUCCCCCCCAUACGCAAGGCAGUAAGUCCCCCUCUUGGCAGUGCUGCGGGGUCUCUGCAAAGCUCUCUGCAGCUGGAAUUCCAGGAGUCCCAGGAGACGAGCCCAACAUGCAGCAGCAGAAGCAAGGAGGAGAAGUGUGAACAUGCAGGCGUGACUAGUUCCUUUUUUUCCAAGUCUUUCCGGCGGUAUCCCUCUUCACUCCUUCCCUCCAAGCCAUUGCCUCCCAUCUCGAAGAUCUCUCCUUCUUCUAACACUAAUAAAAUGUCUGUUGUGGAGAAAGAGAAUAAGGAAACUGGCACUGGCUAUGAUGACGACUGUAGAAAAAUCCAGGAGCAGAGUUCAGAAGGAAAAAGUUAUAAGACGUCCUUGCUGUAUUCCAGUGGGGAGGAUAUGAAGAAGGGGUCAUUGGGACCACCUUUGAUCCCCCCCAUACGCAAGGCAGUAAGUCCCCCUCUUGGCAGUGCUGCAGGGUCUCUGCAAAGCUCUCUGCAGCUGGAAUUCCAGGAGUCCCAGGAGACGAG